CAAAGAAAACAGGUCCGAAAUUGGAGAAGUCUUUCAAGAGGCAAAGAAUUUCAAACCAGUUAUUGUGAUGUAUCUUCUGUGGCUAAUUUCUAUGAUUGGCGCCGUUGCGUGUCAAGAUUAUGCCUAUAUGUCUGAUCAAAAAGCUCCAAGCCCAGCAAACUGGUCCCAAAUAUUUUCACAAUGCGCCGGACAACUUCAGUCUCCUGUUAACAUUGAGACAAAAAAAGUGAAGAAGAAAAGCUACCCUGAUCUCAAGAUCAGUUUUGACAACCCAUGUGGCCGAGUGACUGGAGAGCUUCGCAAUGGCGGCCAUUCUCCUGUUUUCAACAUCGACAGCUCAAAGGGGGGCGCUAAACUCAGUGGCGGUCCCUUAGAUUGUGACGAGUAUGCUCUUCAACAAUUUCAUUUUCAUUUUGGAUGCGAAAACAGACGAGGAUCGGAGCACUUGAUUGACAACCAAACUUUUCCAGCUCAGCUUCAUUUGGUUUUCUAUAACAAAAAGUACAAUUCCUUCAAGGACGCAGUGGAUAAACCGGACGGCUUAGCAGUUCUGGGUGUCCUUCUCACGGCAUCGUGCCCAGGAAACAGAGUUCUAGGAAAUUUAGCUAAUAAGCUGAAAAAAGUGAUUGACGAAGGCACCAGCACCAAUGUAACCGCCGCGGACGGCAUUCGUCUGAAUUACCUGAUGCCCUACAAUAACAAACAAGCUGACGAAGAGGAAGAUGAAGACGAAACAGAUGAUGAUGAAGUCGCUAACAGCGGAGAAGAUGACGAUGAAGACGAAAAAAAGAGAAUACGUUACUACACUUACAAAGGUUCCCUUACCACUCCACCCUGCUAUGAAUCUGUCACCUGGAUCGUUUUCAAGGACAAAGUCAAGAUUUCGAACACUCAGCUCAACAAGUUCAGAAAACUGAAGGCACAGUUUGGUGGUGCUCCUGGUUUGAUGUGUGACAACAUUAGACCGGUACAACCGCUGUACAAACGCAAGGUGUAUUCUGUCGUCUCAAGCAGGGACUAAACAACCGACAGCAGCAAAUAACAGUUUUACUGGCCCUUGUUGUUCGAGGGGGUAGAUAGCACUAUCCAAUGGAUAAAACUCUGUUAGUGGAUAGCAAAUUACGUUUUGUUAACCGUUAUCCGCUGGAUAGCAUUAUUUAUCAAUCCUUCGAUCAAGCGGCACUAGGUCUUGCUUUGAAAAGGAGACAAUUGAAGGCCAAAGAGCCGUAGUUUGUAAUGUGAGAAAAAUGUGUAAAUAUCGUUGUAUCUGAUUUUAAAAUAUUCCUAUAUUUUUAUCCCGGAAUAAAUUUAUCUUAUAAAAUUAUUUUAUCAAUAUUUAAGAAUUCGGUUUUAACAUAUUCAUUACAUGUUUGAUUAAAACUCUUGAUAUUUAGCAGUGUGGUACUUUCGUACGAAGUUCGAAUUCAGCCAUUAGAUGUAUUGCAGUAAAUGGUUUGAACCCGGGGGUAACAUGUGAAGGUGUAGUCUGAUCGU
Stylophora pistillata is the source of this 1494-nucleotide messenger RNA. RefSeq names its product carbonic anhydrase 2-like. Lineage: Eukaryota; Metazoa; Cnidaria; Anthozoa; Scleractinia; Pocilloporidae. Gene Ontology annotation, molecular function: zinc ion binding; carbonate dehydratase activity. The record is from RefSeq and is a predicted model, not a curated record. Gene Ontology annotation, biological process: one-carbon metabolic process.